This is a messenger RNA of Diuraphis noxia (Russian wheat aphid), 816 nucleotides long. Its product is annotated as tigger transposable element-derived protein 4-like. Lineage: Eukaryota; Metazoa; Arthropoda; Insecta; Hemiptera; Aphididae. The record is from RefSeq and is a predicted model, not a curated record.
AUGUCGCGUCGUCAGUUUACGGUGGACGAAAAAAUCGGAAUAAUCGGGCGGUUAGAAAAUGGCGAGAAAAACAGCGUGAUCGCAAAAGAAUUUUGCACCUCUUCGUCGACAAUUUCAACAAUAUGGAAGAAUCGAGAUACRUUGAAAAAUAUGUUCCAAACCACGUCACUUAACGCUAAACGACUGCGAACUGCACAACAUAAGGACCUUGAAGAAGCUGUACUAGCAUGGUUCAAACAACAGCGAUUAUUGAAUGUGCCUAUAAGUGAUCUUAUUUUGCAAUCAAAAACUGACCAACUGGCUGAAAUGAAAACAGAAAAUUUCAAAUGCUCUGCAUCUUGGAUUCAGCGUUUCCGACAGCGGCACAACAUUGGUUUCGGCAAGAUCUCAGGUGAGUCAUCUGCAGUUAAUACUGAUAUCUGCUCUAAUUGGCUGGCUAACGUUUGGCCAUCCCUUCGAGCAGGUUAUUGUGAUGAUGAAAUUUAUAAUGCCGAUGAAGCAGGCCUUUUUUUCAAAUUAACUCCCGAUAAAACUCUUCACUUCAAGGGGGAAAAAUGCUCGGGUGGAAAAUUAUCCAAAGACAGAAUAACAGUUUUAGUGGCAGCCAACAUGACCGGAAAUGAUAARAGAAAACUCCUUGUUAUUGGAAAGUCGAAAAGCCCUCGGUAUUUUAAAGGAGUUUCAUCACUUCCGGUAUUUUACGAAAAUAACACCAAAGCGUGGAUGACCUCAGCAAUUUUUGAAAAAACUCUUAAUUAUUGGGAUGAUGAGUUACGCCGUAGGAAAACAAAAAUUCUACUGUUGGUAGACAACUGA